CGUGCCCGAGUUCAAAACUCUGAGCUGGAGGCUGGCGUUUGAAAGUUCAGAGCAAUCGGCGCGGGUGUGAACUCAUUUCAGCAGCUCGUCCCCCUGUCAAUGUUGGAGCUGUCAAUCAGCAGAGGUCUUUUACCCGACUCCGGGACUCGAUCUCCCAGCAGAGACCCCGCCUCAUAGUCGCCAGGUAGUGAAGUAACGACCACGGGGGGAGAGGGAGGGAGAGAGAGAGAGAGAGAGAGCCGAGGGAGGGCAGUCGGCAGUGUCGCUGGGAUUGCAAGUGCUCUGAAACAGUAGCAGCUCCCGAGAAAGAACUUCCAAAGUUUUCCAAACUUUUUAAAAAAGUUUCUGCAGUUGUUGAAAAUAUGGACUUUGUAGUAUUUUAACUGAGAAUUAGAGAGUGUUUUUUUUUUGGAAAAUAUUGAGGCGGAGGAGUGUCGGUGUAAAUUCUUUUGGCAAGUUUGUUUUCUUUUUGAGAAGUUGGGGACAUCUUUAGAGCGGCGCCUGAACUAACGGAGAGGUGACCGGCCCGAGACUGUGAGUGACAGAGGAACCGGAGACCGGCGAUCAAGCAGCCUGGCCAUGUCCAAGUGCAAAGCGGACCGAAGUUAUACUCCCACUGCAGCCAUAGUGCGGAUUCCGGACAACGGGGAUGCGUGCGAUUCGGAGCCGGAGGUUGGUGAGGAAGGUCCCAGAGAACGAGAUGCCCCGCGGGGGAGACGUAUGCUGGUCUUUCUGGAUAUGAUCUGUAUUAUUCUGGCCUCCCUGCCAUUCUUCAUGGUGGAAUUCAAUGCUGUCAAGCCGUAUAACCGUGGGUUCUACUGCGACGACGAGAGUAUCAACUACCCACUGAAGGAGUCUGAGACUAUCAGCGACCCUGUGCUGUGCACUGCAGGCAUUUUAAUCACUGUCAUUGCUAUUGCCUUCAGUGAAAGUUAUAGGGUCCGAUUCUUGAAUGAGAAAACAAAGUCUUUCAUCUCGAACCCCUACAUAUCUGUGAUAUACAGGCAGGUUGGCUGUUUCCUCUUUGGUUGUGCUGUUAGCCAGUCCCUCACUGAUCUGGCAAAGGUUGCAGUUGGCAGGUUGAGACCCAACUUCCUGCAUGUCUGCAACCCGGAUUUCUCAAAAAUUAACUGUUCGAAGGGAUACAUCGAGGAUUACGUGUGCAAUGGGACAGCCUCGACAGUCACAGAGGGCAGGAAGUCGUUUUACUCUGGCCACGCCUCCUUCGCUAUGUACACCCUUCUCUACCUGGCGUUUUACCUGGAAGCUCGAUUUACCUGGAAAGGAGCGAGGCUGCUGAGACCACUCCUACAGGCUCUCCUCGUCAUGAUGGCAAUUUACACCGGACUCACCCGUGUGUCAGAUUACAGGCACCACCCGUCGGAUGUCAUGGUGGGAUUUCUGCAGGGAGCAAUAAUUGCCUACUGGAUUAUGCUGCUUGACCCGCUGAGUUCCUCCAGUGUUCUGUUUUGAGGCAUUUCACGUAUCGGACAUGUUCAAGUUGAAGAGAAAAGUGACGAAGGAGUCGAAUGUCUGCUCGGACAAUUCCAUACUGACCAAUCAUACAACAUGUUAGCGUAAUCGAGGGAAAAGAUGUUUGUGGUCUGAACAGGUCACCGUCCCAGUACUGGACCAGAAACACAGCAAGAAGCCGGUGGUCAAAGAACCUUCCACUUUUAUAAUCUCCAAACACGGCCGCAUUCUGAUUUUCUUUUCCAACACGUUCCUGAUCCUGUGUUCACUGGAAGUUCAGCAGCCAUUGUUUGGAAUUUUCCUGGUAUCUCUGUUGCUCCCUAAGGAUUUAUUUCAUUCAGUUUCUCCUACAGUGACCAACGGAUUUUGGACCUUUUUAGCAGCCUUGAAGUGCCUGAUAUCAUAGAUCCCCGCACCCUACGGAAACUGAACAACUUAAUGCUGUGAGCAACAAUGUAUUCUGUAAAUAUCAUAAGUAAUUAAUAUUAUAGAUCACAGUCUGUGUUGAGCCUUUUGUAAGUGUAUUCUUGUGACAAAAAAAAUCCAUAAUUAAGAUAUUACAAGUUAUUCAGUAUUUGGAUAAAGAAAAGCUAAUUUCUUUCAAAAGUAAAUACCCACUUUUAUUAUAUCUUUAAGUAAUGGAAUCUAAAUCAGGGACAGAAGUUAGCUUGAUGACAUGUUUUAUUAAUGAGUCCUCCUUUCUCUGGGAGACUGAUCAACCAGAACUUGUCACUGCUUUUGAAGGUGGGUGGUAUUGGACUUCGUAAAACUGAGCAAAAUUGAGCCAAAAGUUAAUUGACUUUGGAAGAUCUUGUGUCAGAGACAUCACAUUGGACAGAAAUGUAGUUAACAUUGAAGGUGUAAAGGAUUCUUCUUCUAGUAUCCAUUCACUAGACAGAUUAUACACAAUGUUCUGUGGCAGCUGUUUAGGUAUAAUUAAAAUAAAUUGUCCAAAAUGGAAUAUAUAAACUAAGUUAAAGAGCCAAAAAUAGAGAGAAAUGCUUAUUACUGGAGAACAAGCAAGAGAGGACUCAAAGCAAAAUGUGGCAGAUACUGGAAAUCUGAAAUAAGCUGGAAAUGCUCAGCAGGUCAGGCAGCAUCUGUGGGGAGAGGGUCAGAGUUGAUGUUGCAAGUUAACAAUCUUUGACCAAAACCAGGAAAAAGGGUAAUUAAUGCAAUUUCUCUCUCCAAAAGAAGUGAGCUGGACAAGUAGAUCGAAAAAAGUUCAACAAAAUGCUAGAAAAUGGAAGCUGUCAAAUUCCUGAAUGAAGGGUGACAUUGACAAACACUGUUCUGUGUUUCUAAAGGGAGUGAGUUUAAUCCGGAGUAGCCUUAGUGAGCUAAAAUGCAUUGAAAAGAAGCUGAAAGUUUUUAAUAAGAAAAACUACAGAUGCUGGAAAUCUGUAGCAAAGAAAAUGCUAAAGCCAGAUCAGGUAGCAUCUGCCGAAAGAGAAACAGUCAAUGUUUCGGGUUGAAGAGCCUUCAUCAGAGUCCUGACGAAGGGCUUCGACCUGAAACAUCAACUCUGUUUCUCCGUCCACAGAUGCUGCCUGACCUGCUGAGUGUUUUCAGCACUCCUUGUUGAAAAGCAGCUGAUUGAGGCUUGCAGACAUCGUCACGGAACUUUGCGUUUUGACUGUCAUUGGGCCAGAUCAUCUGAUGGAGAGAACUUUGGAAGCAAUUGUCGAUAACUCUAGUUUCAGAAUGCAGAUAAAGGAUCUGAUUCAGCUUUACAGGGUUCAGCACAGUUUGAGGUGCAUAUAAAUGACAAUUUUAAUUCCAAGAUUUUGUAUCCAUAUUUAGCAACUUUCAUUGUAUUAUGGGCACUAAGAAUUCUCAUCAUCCCAACGGAAAGCUUGUACCGAAAUGCAGUAGGAAGUCCAUUCUGGCGUCUCUGAAUCAAAGGAGAUGAUCCAGAGGAUUGGGACUCGUGGAUUAUUCAAUUGCGAGAGGGAAGGAUAGUAAUUGAACGGGAAGAUGGUGUGGAGAGCAGAAGAAGGUAGCAAGUGACAACUGCCUUUAAGUAUCAUUAGACAGGGAACUCUCACCAGUUCCCCACAGGGGAUGGGACCAUUGUGAUGUCUGAUCAGGAAGGUGGAUAAGAGGAGAAUUCAGGUCCUACUAUAAUUUAUUCAAUUCGUAUGACAAUACCAAUCAAUGCUGUUAAAGUUGCAAUAAAUGUCUCUUUUUAACAAAUGUUUAGUAUAAUACUGAGUUGGUGCUCACUGGCUCUACUUAACGUGGAUUUUAUUCUAUUCGUGAUCAUGCUGUGAUCAUUUUAAUGUUUCCAAGGUAUUUUCCUCAAUCAAAUCUGCUUUAAGAAGAAUAGCAUUAAACCACUGACAUUCUCCCUGAGAUGUGCACAGAGCCUGGUAUCUGUGUCACUUUGCAAACACCACACUAGGACACAAAGCAGCAUUUCAGUCACCCUUGGUGCCAGCAUUGAUCUCUGCAACGUUGCCACUAGCUCUGUGAAACUUUUACUGUCCUCUAAAUACUACUGUAAACUUAUUAUAGAAGAGGAAGGGUAUUAUGAAAUAUUUACCAUGAUAAAUGUUACUGGGCUUACACUAGUGUUUGGCUGAGGAUUCAGAAUAUUCUAAGAUUCCAUGAUCUUUCUAUUCCUGUCUCAGGCCCUCUCAAGGACGAACUGACAUUCACUCAUGUGAUCUAGACUUGGAAGAGAGCCUCACUAAAUCUCCGCAAAGGGAGCAGGGGUGGGAGAAAUGUCUCAAUAGAGCAGAAAACUGGAGAUGAAGUUCAAGUUGAAUUGAAACGUUGUUUUCUUAGCCUUGUUCUCAUUCACCCCAGCUGUCAUCCACUGUGACAUUGCCAAAUGAAUGGAGAUUAGAUAAUUCAGAGAGAUUUGAGCCAUUUGUAUGCCGCUGUUACACAAUCUGUCAACAGCUGCAAUUCACUAAAGAAGUGGAUUAUCGUAGGAUUAAUAUACUGUAAAUGGGUGUGGAACUCAAUGGGCCAAAGGAUCUAAAGAAAGAAAGUUGCAUUUCAAUAGCACCUUGUAUGAUAGGAUAUUCCAAAAUGUUUCUAAAUCUACUGGAUCACUGUUGAAGUGUGGUCUCUGCUUUAUAUGCAACCAAUUUAUAUACAGAAAAGUUCAUCAAACAUUUACAAAGUGUUUGCAAUUGCAUGAAAAUGUUAAGAAAUCUUUCAAAUAUGUUCAAUAUUAUUAUAUUCAGUGACCAGAGGAAUGGAUGUAUUCACAUAAUGUAAUAUUUGGAGCCUAACCCUAAAGCAGCCAUGGAUGGUUUACACUGGAUAUUGGUGUCGCCAAUUCAGCCAGAUUUAAGAUUAAAUCUAGUCUUGUUUCACAGGAGACAUUUCCAGUCCAGAGGAAAGAGGUUCUCGUUCCAUUAGUGACUGAUGAAUUUGAGCAAAGAUGAACCGAGGUGAAAAGGCAGUCUAAUUCCUAAAUUGCUGCCACAUCUGGCUGUGCAGAUCGUGAAUUCUGUAGAUAUGUGAGGUAGUGCAAAUGGCCUGAUUGUGAAUUGCUUCUUUGUGCUGCUAGAUCCAUUUUUUUAAAAAAACUAUAUCAGGCAACUUUUGUAGACACUUCAACAGCCUUACCAGAGGUUUUUGAUUUGUACUAUAAUUUGUGAGAAACUUAAAAAAUGCUUCAAUAUGUCUAUAAAAAUUUUUAUUGUAAAUAAAAGUUAAUUCCUAUUUCAAUUUUAACAAGAA
Molecule: messenger RNA, 5172 nt
Organism: Pristis pectinata (smalltooth sawfish)
Lineage: Eukaryota; Metazoa; Chordata; Chondrichthyes; Rhinopristiformes; Pristidae
Product: phospholipid phosphatase 3-like
Exons: 7
Coding region: 580-1473 (297 amino acids)
Biological process (GO): phospholipid dephosphorylation; signal transduction; phospholipid metabolic process
Molecular function (GO): phosphatidate phosphatase activity
Source: RefSeq, a predicted model, not a curated record